Molecule: messenger RNA, 1932 nt
Organism: Vigna radiata var. radiata (mung bean)
Lineage: Eukaryota; Viridiplantae; Streptophyta; Magnoliopsida; Fabales; Fabaceae
Product: probable glucuronoxylan glucuronosyltransferase IRX7
Exons: 4
Coding region: 343-1698 (451 amino acids)
Molecular function (GO): glycosyltransferase activity
Source: RefSeq, a predicted model, not a curated record
AGAUUGGACCAAUCAUUUAAGACGACAAAUACUGAGAGGACCAAAAGCAGCACAGUAACCUAUGCUUCCGCCGAGCUACAAGCUCAUCCAUCAUCCCCAUGUGACUUCUGGAUCAAACACAAACAACUCUGGUUUCCAUGUUUGUUAAAUGCACCUUCAGUAAUUAGGGAAGAAGAAUUGGAUUUCGGAUUAAGAUAAAUUAAUAUAUCCCCACUUGUUCAUCUUCUGGUGCAAAAACGACAUGUUAAUAAACCUCUACCUUUCUUCAUUUCUUUGGAAAGCCCUCUCUCUCACCAUCUUCUUCAAACCUAGGUUGCUAUCAAUUUUUUAAUUUUAGAAGAAAUGUCAGAGCAAAAGAAACCCCCCAAAAGCAGGGUUUUCUUUGUUGGGAUGAAGCUUCUGCAUAAACCAGGAAACAAGCCUCCACAAGAUAAAAACACUUUCUUUCAUACAUAUUACAAAUGGGUUCUUUGGCUUUCUCUUUCCUUCUAUUUCUUCACUUCCUAUCUCAUCACCACCAACCCCAACACCACACCAACCUCUCCAGAUACAUCGUCCCACGCUGUCCCCCGUGCCCUUAUCGACUCCACAACCAACUCUCUAGGGAUGUUGAAGAAUCUGAAGAUGUUCGUGUACGAGCUUCCUCCGAAGUACAACACCCAUUGGCUCGCAAACAAGAGGUGUGGCAACCAUUUAUUCGCGUCGGAAGUGGCCAUCCACAGGGCACUGUUAACGAGCGAGGUUCGCACGUUUGAUCCUUAUGAAGCUGACUUUUUCUUCGUACCCGUUUACGUUUCUUGCAACUUCAGCGCCGUGAACGGCUUCCCCGCGAUUGGGCACGCGCGCUCUCUUAUUUCCUCCGCCGUCAACUUCGUGUCCACGGAAUACCCUUUCUGGAACCGCAGCAAGGGACGUGACCAUGUCUUCGUCGCUUCCCACGACUUCGGUGCGUGUUUCCACAGCCUGGAGGAUGCGGCCAUGGCUGAUGGAAUACCCCAAAUUUUGAGGAAUUCCAUUGUGUUGCAGACAUUCGGCGUUGUUCACAGGCAUCCGUGUCAAGACGUGGAGAACGUCGUGAUACCACCUUACGUUUCGCCGGAAAGUGUACGGAGCACGCUGGAGAAUUUUCCGGUUAACGGUCCGCGAGAAAUUUGGGCGUUUUUCCGUGGGAAAAUGGAAUUGCAUCCUAAAAAUAUCAGUGGACGGUUUUACAGCAAGCGAGUAAGGACGGAGAUUUGGCGGAAGUUCAACGGUGACCGGAGGUUUUACCUGCAAAGGCACAGGUUUAGCGGUUACCAGUUGGAAAUUGCUCGAUCGGUGUUCUGUUUGUGCCCGUUAGGGUGGGCUCCGUGGAGUCCGAGGUUAGUUGAAUCCGUUGCAUUGGGCUGUGUGCCGGUUAUUAUUGCGGAUGGGAUUCAGUUACCGUUUUCCUCGACCGUGCGUUGGUCGGAGAUAUCGCUGACGGUGGCGGAGAGGAACGUGGGGAAGUUAGGAAAGAUUCUUGAGCACGUGGCAGCGACAAACCUGAGUGUCAUUCAGAGGAAUUUGUGGAACCCGCGAACGAGGCGGGCCCUACUUUUCAACAAGAAGAUGGAGUACGGCGACGCCACGUGGCAAGUUCUGGUGAGUUUGAGUGAGAAGCUCCAUAGGUCUUACCGAAGGUCUUCGGGUAGUGACGAAUUAGAGAGUGACACGUGAUACUGUAUUUCCGACGUGGAUGUUGUAUUGCAUUUUUUGUGUAUAUAGAUUAUAGAUAUUGAUAGAAGUAGAUUGAAUAAAGUAUUGGUAUUGUUUGCUCUUGUGAGUUUUUGGACAUGGUUGAGUGGUGUGUGUCAGAACUUUUUACUGUUCUUAAUGAAAGAUUUGGGAAGUAGUGAAGGUGUUGAAGAAGAGAGAAUCCAAUAAUACAGCAGAGCUUCAAUUAUUUAUCGA